UCAUGGAACGAAAGCUCCGCCGACGCUCUUCUGGGCCCCCGCUACGCGAGCACGGUGCGCAUCGUCCUCAUCAGCGUAAUGCUGGUGGUGUCGCUGAUUGGGAACCUGGCGGUUUGUUUCAAACUCUUGACGUCGAGGCGUCAUCGCUACUUCAAGGCGCAAGUCCUCUUCCUCAACCUCGCCCUGGCCGACCUUCUGGUCACAUUGGUCACGAUGAGCUCCCAGCUUGUCUGGGAGGUCAUGGGCAGACUCUGGAUAGCGGGCGACCUCUUUUGUCGUCUGUUUAAGGUCCUCCAGACAUUUAGUUUAGUGUCGUCCACUUACAUGCUGGUCAGCGUAGCCAUCGACCGUCACUUCGCCAUCGUCAAUCCCCUAUCACCGUCUCCCAAACCCAGAUCACUUGCUAUGGCGGCCUGGGUCUUGUCUCUAAUACCGUCGCUCCCCAACAUAUUCGUCUUUCGAUUGGUCACAGUGGAAAACAACAAGUACUACUGCGCCUCCUUGUUCUACAUCCACAGCCACCCGCCGAUAUCGCGCCAAGUCUACAUGGCAUUUGUGUUCUCGUCCGUGUUUAUAAUUCCGCUAUUUCUGCUGGUCGCACUGUACUCGACGAUACUCCUGGAGAUGUGGAGGCUCGGCGGAUGGGACCAGGACUCGCUCAGAAGGAACAGCGCCGGCAACACGCUUCCUAGGGCUAGGGUGCGAACCCUCAGGAUGACCAUCGUUAUCUUCGUAGCGUUCCUCGUGACGAACGUGCCGUACAUCAUUCAAGAAAUGGUGCUAGCCUUCGCCAAACACGUCUCCAUGGACCGCAAUCUGGUGGCCAUCUUUGGUGUGAUAUCCGCAAGCAACAGUGCUGUGAAUCCGUACGUGUACCUUGCUUUUAACGCGAAGCUUGGGGCACCAAAUUUAUUUCAGUGUCUUCAAACUGUGAUUAACAUUUCUUGCGAGCAAAGACGACAGAUUGUAUACAGACUUACAGUUACACUUCACGAGUCGAAUGCUUCUGAAGUACUUUGUGAAGAUUUAAGUCAUGCUAUUCUUUGA
Messenger RNA from Ixodes scapularis (black-legged tick), 1047 nucleotides. Its product is annotated as cardioacceleratory peptide receptor. Gene Ontology annotation, cellular component: membrane. NCBI's taxonomy places the organism in Eukaryota, Metazoa, Arthropoda, Arachnida, Ixodida, Ixodidae. The coding region runs from base 79 to 1047 and encodes 322 amino acids. The transcript has 2 exons. Gene Ontology annotation, biological process: G protein-coupled receptor signaling pathway. The record is from RefSeq and is a predicted model, not a curated record. Gene Ontology annotation, molecular function: G protein-coupled receptor activity; peptide binding.